AUGAAGGUCGAGACGAUGGCGAUGAUGGCCGCGCUGGCAACGUCCGCUCUGGGCAGCUCGCCGGUGACGGACUACAACGUGUACUCGCGGUACUGGGGUCAGCUAUCGCCGUAUGCGUCCAACGCGGACGACCUGUUCGGGGUCAACGACGUGGGCGUGCCGGCCGGCUGCGGACUGGAGCAGGCACACCUGCUGCAGCGCCACGCGCAGCGUUUCGGCACGGGCGAGUUUGACGAUGCGCCCAACGACGCGACCUUUGGCGACCGCGUGGCAUCAUGGCAGGCGCGCCGGGCCAAGAGCACGCGCAACAGCAGCUGCUCGGCCUUUUCCGGUCCGCUCGCCUUCCUCAACCAGUACUCGUACACGCUGUCGGAGAGCGUGCUGACCGGCAUCGGGGCCACGACCGAGUUCAGCAACGGCGUCGCCUUCUGGAACCGCUACGGCCGUCUGCUCUACGGCGCCGUGCCCGGCCAGGUGGCCUACAACGGCAGCUUCACCAACGGCACGGCCAGGCCGAAGCCGGUCCUUCGCACCACCAGCCAGAGCCGGAUCCGGAACUCGCAGAUCAGCUGGUCGCUCGGCUUCUUCGGUCCCAGUUUCAGCGCCACGCCCAACCCGAUGCUCGACGGCUGGACCGACGCCUUUGACGUCGUCGUCAUCACCGAGGGCGGCACCGAGAACAACACGCUCGCCGCCUACGACAGCUGCCACGACGACACCAUCGAGCCGGUCAUCGACAUCGGCGACCAGGACCUCUGGGGCUACCUGUCCAUCUACCUGGCCGCUGCCACCAAACGGCUGCAGCCCUUUGCGCCCGCUGGCUUUGUUCUCACCGUCAACGACACGUACGCCAUGCAGAGCAUCUGCGCCUAUGAGACCGCCUACAUUGGCGAGUCGCCCUUCUGCAACCUCUUCACGCUCGACGAGUGGGCCGGCUUCGAGAACACGCUCGACAUCGAGUACUACUACGACUACACCUACGGGAACCCGACUGGCCGUGCUCAGGGCAUUGGCUACCUCCAGGAACUCCUCGCCCGUCUGACCAACCAGCUGAUCUACUCGAGCAACUCGAGCAUCAACGCCUCUCUGACCAACAACGAGCACGACUUCCCCCUCGGCCGUCCUUUUUACGCCGACUUCAGCCACGACGACAUUAUCGUGUCCGUCCUGACUGCCAUGUCGCUCGAUUACUUCCGCGACCCGCCCUCGCUGUCCCAGUGGCCGCCCAACCCCAACCGUGCCUUUGUGCUCUCGCAUCUGACACCCUUUGGCGCCCAUCUGGUCACCGAGGUCUACGGCUGCGCUGAUGCUGAUCCCACCGCCGUCACUGCCCACCAGACCCUUUACAAGCUCUCGGACACGGGCUACAACGCCUCGGCCGCCCCCCACAAAUUCGUCCGCAUGCGCCUCAACGAGGGCAUCCUGCCGCUGAACACCGUUCGCGGAGGUGCCUGCUACGGCCGCACCGACGGCCUUUGUGCUCUCGACUCCUUCCUCGAGAGUCAGGCCAACGCCACCGCCAUGGCCAACUACCAGUACGCCUGCUUCGGCAACUGGACCCUGGCCGAUCCGUUCAGCGGCGCCGACUACGAUGGUACCAUCUUUGAGUAG
This is a messenger RNA of Grosmannia clavigera kw1407, 1611 nucleotides long. Its product is annotated as histidine phosphatase. Bases 1 to 1611 code for a protein of 536 amino acids. Gene Ontology annotation, molecular function: acid phosphatase activity. NCBI's taxonomy places the organism in Eukaryota, Fungi, Ascomycota, Sordariomycetes, Ophiostomatales, Ophiostomataceae. The transcript has a single exon. The record is from RefSeq and is a predicted model, not a curated record.